Bufo gargarizans (Asiatic toad) is the source of this 858-nucleotide messenger RNA. It is a transcript of the gene MRPL48, whose product is annotated as mitochondrial ribosomal protein L48. The coding region runs from base 1 to 711 and encodes 236 amino acids. Gene Ontology annotation, cellular component: mitochondrial ribosome. The transcript has 7 exons. NCBI's taxonomy places the organism in Eukaryota, Metazoa, Chordata, Amphibia, Anura, Bufonidae. The record is from RefSeq and is a predicted model, not a curated record.
AUGGUUACAGCGGAACCUUCCUUUCACUCUGCGGGGAAGCUUUUCCGUGUGGCACAUUCCGUGCUCUGCCAGUACUGCCCCCCAUGUGGUGAGAAGAUGCUGCCUGUCAGGGGAGGCGCCCUGCUCAGAUCCACCGCAGCCCUCUGCAGGAUUGCAGGACGCAACGGCUUCCUGAGCAGAGAUAAUGGUUUCCUGAUAGAAAACAGAAGAACCCACAGGACAAAACCCACUCAUAGCAUCGGCCGCUACAAGUUCCUGUUACCCCCAGAAGUGGAACAAAAGAAAAAAGGCAAGUUACUAAAAAAGGAGAUCAAAGCAGGUACAGAGUAUGAAUACGGAACCUUAAACAUCCAAGUGUCAGGGCACAACAUGCUCUACGUGGAACACUUUGCUCAGUACAUGCAUAACCUCUUCAACCAGAUGUCCAUUAAAGUGGAGGAAAGUUACGCUAAACCCACCAAAACCAAAGAAGUGCUGCUGAUGCCGGACGUGGGGAACAAGAUGUUUGUGGACUCUGUGCUGACGGUCCAUGAGAGGGUGGUCCAGGUCAGUGGUCUCAGCGCCACUCUGGCUCCGAUUAUCAUCGAAGUGUUGACCUUGAAUCAACCGGUAGGGGUCAGCCUACUGGUUAAAACGCACACGGAGGUGGACUACCUGGAGAGAUUCAAGGCCCGGCCCGAUCUGGACAACCUGAGAGCUUCCAUGACCUGAGACGUCGAGAGGUCGUCCUCCAUCUGCUCAACAGUAGAGACUGUAUAAUCAUCUCCACGUGUCACCACCGAAUCCACACGUCGUGUGACCGCAGGAUAGCAAAAAUAAUAGAAAUGCCAGUAUUUAAAAUAAAAUAUCCUUUUUUUU